This is a messenger RNA of Oncorhynchus nerka (sockeye salmon), 840 nucleotides long. RefSeq names its product putative mediator of RNA polymerase II transcription subunit 26. The record is from RefSeq and is a predicted model, not a curated record. The annotation marks the transcript as partial. The transcript is spliced from 2 exons. NCBI's taxonomy places the organism in Eukaryota, Metazoa, Chordata, Actinopteri, Salmoniformes, Salmonidae.
CAGGAGGGUGAACAACAGAGCAGGGAGCUACAGGAGGGUCAACAACAGAGCAGGGAGCUACAAGAGGUUCAACAACAGAGCAGGGAACUACAGGAGGUUCAACAACAGAGCAGGGAGCUACAGGAGGGUCAACAACAGAGCAGGGAGCUACAGGAGUUUCAACAACAGAGCAGGGAGCUACAGGAGGUUCAACAACAGAGCAGAGAGCUACAGGAGGGUCAACAACAGAGCAGAGAGCUACAGGAGGUUCAACAACAGAGCAGAGAACUACAGGAGGUUCAACAACAGAUCAGGGAGCUACAGGAGGGUCAACAACAGAGCAGGGAGCUACAGGAGGGUCAACAACAGAGCAGGGAACUACAGGAGGGUCAACAACAGAGCAGGGUGCUACAGGAGGUUCAACAACAGAGCAGGGAGCUACAGGAGGGUCAACAACAGAGCAGGGAGCUACAGGAGGUUCAACAACAGAGCAGGGAGCUACAGGAGGGUGAACAACAGAGCAGGGAGCUACAGGAGGGUCAACAACAGAGCAGGGAGCUACAAAGCAGGGAGCUACAGGAGGGUCAACAACAGAGCAGGGAGCUACAGGAGGUUCAACAACAGAGCAGGGAGCUACAGGAGGUUCAACAACAGAGCAGAGAGCUACAGGAGGGUCAACAACAGAGCAGGGAACUACAGGAGGGUCAACAACAGAGCAGAGAGCUACAGGAGGUUCAACAACAGAGCAGAGAGCUACAGGAGGUUCAACAACAGAUCAGGGAGCUACAGGAGGGUCAACAACAGAGCAGGGAGCUACAGGAGGGUCAACAACAGAGCAGGGAACUACAGGAGGGUCAUUAA